AUGGUGAACACGCCGCUGGACGCCGCCAACUCGCUCACCAUGCUGCAGUCGCUGAUGCAGGAGAUGGGCCCCUUGGGCGGGGGCCCGAGCGGGGUCCCCUCGGGCGACGCCAGCGACGCGCACUACCACGCCGGCCAGUACUCGGCCGCUGGCGACGACGACAGCUCCGCCUCGCCGCACCCCAGCGUCAUCGUGUACGGCCACUGCGUGGAGGCGCUGGCGUGCGUCGCGACGCUGCUCGUGAGCGACGUCCCGGCGCCCUACAUCACCGUCGUCGAGGCCUUCCCCUCGCUUCCCAGCGUCUCGUGCUUCAACGACGCCGAGGUGGACGACGCCGUCAUCGCCGAGCUCAAGGAGCUCAACAUCAACAUCUACUCGCACUGCACCUUCAACGACUGGAAGUACGACGAGAUCGAGAAGAAGGUCGGAACGGAGCUGGCAAACGAACUUCUGAAGGAAAUAGACCCAGAACUAGAAUACGCCCUGAGAAGAAAAUAUGUGUUUAGAAAACCGAAAGAUAUAGAGAAAUAUUCGAGCGAUAUAGCUUGUUACAAAAUCCCGAAAUUCCUGCAGCCGCUGAUCACGUGUUGCGUUCUCCCGGGAGGGUACAACUAUCUCAAUGUUGUCGCCCCAGGACCGCAAAUGCCGUUGGAGGUCGCUAUGUGCCAGGAUUCAUACAAAAGUGAUAGAGAUUUUGAUAUUCGCAGGUAG
This is a messenger RNA of Gryllus bimaculatus (two-spotted cricket), 711 nucleotides long. The record is from the annotation of a GenBank genome assembly. Lineage: Eukaryota; Metazoa; Arthropoda; Insecta; Orthoptera; Gryllidae.